AUGACAUCUGUUUAUUUAAGGAUUCUACUCGCUUUGAUCUUUUUGUCAUCAUUUCUACAAAAAUCUGAUGGGCACAAUGAGGUAUGGUGCAUAGCAGAUGAGCAGAUACCAGAAGACGUAGUACAAACUGCACUUGAUUGGGCAUGUGGGAAUGGUGCAGAUUGUAGUAAGAUACAAGUGAAUCAGCCUUGCUUUUUCCCAAACACAGUGAGGGACCAUGCCUCUUUUGCUUUCAACAACUACUAUCAGAACUUCAAGCACACAGGAGGAGAUUGCUACUUCAGUGCUGCUUCAAUCAUCACUAACUUUGAUCCAAGUCAUGAUUCCUGCAAGUUUGAAUAUCUUCCCUGAAUUAAGAGUUCAGAAUACCAGUUCUUCCUUGAAAAGUUGAUUUCUAUUUUCUCUCUCUGUAGGUGUUU
Messenger RNA from Cornus florida, 419 nucleotides. Its product is annotated as PLASMODESMATA CALLOSE-BINDING PROTEIN 1-like. The record is from RefSeq and is a predicted model, not a curated record. NCBI's taxonomy places the organism in Eukaryota, Viridiplantae, Streptophyta, Magnoliopsida, Cornales, Cornaceae. The coding region runs from base 1 to 351 and encodes 116 amino acids. The transcript is spliced from 3 exons.